This is a messenger RNA of Lecanosticta acicola, 2496 nucleotides long. Lineage: Eukaryota; Fungi; Ascomycota; Dothideomycetes; Mycosphaerellales; Mycosphaerellaceae. The record is from the annotation of a GenBank genome assembly.
AUGAAGGGUGACCAGGUGGCCGGUGGGUCGCAUUUCGCAUUGGGCAUGUGGAGAGAGGGCUGAUGCUGGUCUUGCUCGGAGCUUCACACUUGCUGGCGAGACCCAAGAUUGGGAUGCACGUGACCCGUAUCCAUCAGAGCUCAAUGUUUUCUUUCUCUCAGCUUGCGACUGAUGGCGAUGCCGAGGCUGUUGGAGUGACGAGAGAAAUAAUACAGGCGGGAGCAAUAAUGCAUGCGAGGCAACGGUGGCUGGCAAGCAGGCAGGCAGGGGGGGCAGAUAUCGUUGGUUGGCGGUUGCCGUGGUUGCUAGUGUGUUUACACAUUUCGCCAUUGGCUGGCUGCAUAAGAAGCACAGACAAGUCGCGCCCAUCCCCUUCACACCCCCCCUCCCCCCUUCACCAUCUCAUCAUCACCAGCCCAGCACAGCCAGUGAAGCACCCAGCAACCACCAAGCGAGCACUGCAACGAUUCUCCCUCUCACGCCAGCACCCUCGUCCGCCCACAAAAACACACGCAUUGUUGUCUGCCCUCGCCCCACCCGAAGCACCAGCCAUUGGCCCGCUACAAGAGUGAGCUGCGUUGCGAGCUGGCAUCUCUUCUUUCCCUCCACUCAAGACACCUCUGACUUGCACCCCAUAAAAUUGGCUCUGCUUGUCUGUCUUCCAUCUCGUUGAUUUGGGAGGCCUACAAGUCGAGCACAUAGCUCGCCACGCUGGAUUACGACGCCCGAGUUCCGUGAGUAGACAGACGCCCAUCUCGACGCGUCCCUACAUGUACUGACGCAUCCCGCAGAGUCCCGUUCAGCGUCUUUCCGUCGUCCUACAGGAACCAAGAGGUUUCCGAAUCAUCUGAAGUCAAGACUGACGAGCGUGUCACCGUCCAAGGCGCUGGACGGGAAGAUCGACGAGAGCGAUUCACCUCUCAGGCCGGCCCUUCCCGUCGAGACGGCCGUACCUACCGCGAGGACGUACGCAUCACCGAACAAGACCGCUACAGACGUGCUGGUCGUGAGAGAAGAGAAGAAGACUUCCGUGAGGACAUCCGUGACGACAUUCGCGUUCGCAACGACGAACGCUACAUUGGAGCCGGUCGCCAUCAGGAGCAGGACCGCGUCGACACCCGUGUUGACGUAGAAGUUGACCGCCCGCGGUGAGUAUUUCCCAGCUUCUCACGCUUGUCACCUCAAACUGCCUGCCUCCAUCUACACCAUACCACCAUCACUCCCACCGCUUCACCCGGGUGUUUCGGAGCCUCAGGCCCCCUGCCCGUUGCCCGUUGCUCCCUUGACCUCACAACACAUAACUCCCCCUGAAGCGCGCUUGGCAGACACGCUACGGCCCUAGCGCCUGCUGGGGUGUUGUCGUCGGGGAAACCGCGAUCCACUUCCUUCACCGUCCUUCCCUGCACCUCAUCAGCAUCAACACACCACAGCAGCAUCUUUCUAGCUGCCAUUGAUCGUCCUUGUCACUGACGUUGGAUCCUGCAUAGCUACCGCCAGCCCUACCAGCGUUACACCGACGCUCAGAUCGACGUACAGGACCGCGACUACGACCGCGAGUACCCAACUCGUCACACUCCGGCCACUCAGAUCGACGUCGACUCCCGCAUCGACAUCGCCGAGAGGGACUUCCGUGACCGCACCACCCCAUUCACCGAGGAGUACAGAGCUUCUCGUGGUUGGCAGGACAAGUCCACCUACCCACGCGACUAUCCCGUUGAAGGUUACCCUGCUGAGCGUGAGCCUGUCCGCCUCGACGAAAAAGUGAGAGUCGAGGAACGCACGGUCGACGAGCCACGCGAAGGUCGCCGACACAAACGUGACAUGGGAUAUUACGACGAAGACGGCCACUACCACUCUUUCCGUCACGGUCUGCACCGCGCUGCCGACCGCAUCCUGCACCCGUUCGAGAGCCACGAGCGUCACGAACACCACCACCGUCCCGCUGUUGAGCGUGAGGAGGACAUCACCGUCCGUGACCGCGAAGUCCAAGUAACUGCUCCCCGCUACUCCGAGCGCGAGUACUCUCCUCGUCGUCCAGCCAUGGGUGCUCCAAACACCAUCACGAUCCCAUGCCACCACAUCCGCAUCGGUGAUCUCCUCAUCCUCCAGGGCCGCCCAUGCCAGGUCAUCCGUAUCACCACCUCCGCACAGACUGGCCAGCACCGAUACCUGGGCGUCGACCUCUUCACCAAGCAGCUGCAUGAAGAGUCCUCCUUCGUCAGCAACCCAAGCCCCUCCGUCGUUGUCCAGAACAUGAUCGGCCCUGUCUUCAAGCAGUACCGUGUCUUGGACAUCCGUGACGAUGGCCGCGUGGUCGCCAUGACGGAGACUGGCGAUGUCAAGCAAGGCCUUCCCGUCCUCGACCAGAGCAGCCUGCUCAACCGCCUGACUGAUGCUUUCAACAACGGCCGUGGCAGUGUUCGUGUCCUUGUCAUCAGCGAUGAGGGCCGUGAGCUCGCUGUCGACUACAAGGUCGUCCACGGAAGCAGGCUGUAA